Messenger RNA from Scatophagus argus, 1133 nucleotides. Its product is annotated as free fatty acid receptor 3-like. Gene Ontology annotation, biological process: G protein-coupled receptor signaling pathway; cellular response to fatty acid. The transcript has a single exon. Gene Ontology annotation, molecular function: G protein-coupled receptor activity. NCBI's taxonomy places the organism in Eukaryota, Metazoa, Chordata, Actinopteri, Scatophagidae. The coding region runs from base 1 to 984 and encodes 327 amino acids. The record is from RefSeq and is a predicted model, not a curated record. Gene Ontology annotation, cellular component: plasma membrane.
AUGCUGUACAAUCGCCUGCUGCUCUCCUUCUACAUCCUCACCUUUCUGAUGGGGGUCCCUGCCAACAUCCUGGCAUUCUGCACCUUCUGCCGCAAGGUGCACCGCAAGGCAGCCCCGAUAGACAUCCUCCUCCUCAACCUCACCAUCUCUGACCUCAUCUUCCUGGCUUUCCUGCCGUUUAAAAUGAAGGAGGCCUCUGAUGAUAUGGCCUGGAUGAUGCCCUACCCGCUGUGUCCCCUCACUGGUUUCCUGUUCUACGUCACCAUCUACAACAGCACCCUCCUCCUAACGGCUGUGAGUGUGGAACGCUACCUGGGUGUCACCUUCCCCCUCUGGUAUGCCCUGUGUCGCAGGCCUCGCUACGCCGUGUUGGCCAGCAUCAUGUUCUGGGUGGUGAGCUCUCUGAACCUCAGUUUCGUCUACAUCAUUCCCUACGCCCAGUGGAGCAAAGGUGCAGAAAGUGACAACAACAAUGGCAGCACCUCCCUGCCUCCACCCACCUGCUAUCGGAAUUUCUCUGCGGAUGAGCUCAACAUCGUGGUGCGAGUCCGCCUGGAGCUCUUCUUAGUCCUCUUCUGCAUCCCCUUCCUGAUCUGCUGCUUCUGCUACGUCAACUUCAUCCUCAUCCUGUCCCGUCUUCCAAACAUCGGCAGGCGGCGGAAGCUGCGUGCCAUUGGCCUAGCGCUUGGCACGCUGGUUGUAUUCGCCGUCUGUUUCGGGCCUUACAACGCCUCCCACGUGGUGGGGUUUGUUCGUCAGGAGAGUGAGGAGUGGAGAAACGUGGCGUUAAUAUCCAGCACCUUCAACGCCUGUCUGGAUCCAUUUAUCUUCUACUUCUCUUCAGCGGCUGUCAGAAGCAUGUUAAAUCAGUGCUUUAGGAACACCAUGGCAAAGCUGCACAUCCUGAGGUGUGGAGGGGCGCCUCAAUGUCCUCACCAGAGACCCUCUAAGGCUGGGAAAUACAGGGAAGCUCCACUUCCUUGAGAGCUCUAGAGAAAUUAUUGGCGCAAAGUGUUUUUUGAGAGCGUGCGCUUGUUUAUUCCUUGUUUAUGCCUGCUUGUUUAUUAAAAGAAAAUAUGAACAAAACAAAUGACUGAAUGAACUCUAAACAGUGAGGGGAGCUUUUUAUACGA